CACUUCAUUUCCCAUGAGCAGUAGCGCCAUCAAGCUGUCAUGUGACUACAACUUAACGUCACAUGUCAACAUGGCUGCCGCUGUCUCCAGCGAACAUUUCGACAACUUACAGCUUCUCCUUAAGGCUCCCUCUAAAGAUGCGGUGAGAGACGUUUGUGUUCAGAGUCACAGAAGACCGAGUCGUCGGCUGACAGAGACCACAGCAGCCACACUCAGCAUCCCUGCAGCCCAGGCUGCUCAGCUGGUCCAGUCGCUCCACGUUCUGUCUCAUCACGUCCUCUUCUACAACCUGAGCUCUCCAGAGCAGAUCCUCGCUCUCUUCCCUGAAUCGUUCCACUCCAGUCUGAAGAACCUGAUCACCAAGGUCCUGCUGGAGAACAGUGCGACGUGGAAAACAGAAGCUCUCGGUCAUCAGAUCUCUCUCCCCCAGCUGAAGGACUUGGACUGGAGAGUCGACAUGGUGACCGCCUCGGACUCGGUCAGCCGCAUGUCCGUCCCGACCUGCCUCGUUCAGCUCGAGAUUGACGAUCCGUCAGCAGGCGGCGACUCUGUCUCCGCGGUGACGGUGGAGCUGAGCCGAGAGUCUCUGGACACCAUACUGGACGGACUGGGACGAAUCAGAGACCAGCUGUCUGUGGUCGCUGGGAAAUGAGUGCAGCUGAUUGGCUCGCUUGUUUUGUGACAUCACAGCUCUGUCAGUGGACAUUUUUCUUGCAGACUGUAGCGGCUGUGCUCACGCUCAUCAUCAUGUUUGUCAUUUCAUCGUUAUGCCACAGAAAGUUGAUCUAUUGUUUGUUUUUGUUAUUAACUCUUGUCUCAUUACGUCAACAAGAACUUCAUAUUAAAUAAAUACAAAGGAAAACAUUCA
Molecule: messenger RNA, 868 nt
Organism: Labrus bergylta (ballan wrasse)
Lineage: Eukaryota; Metazoa; Chordata; Actinopteri; Labriformes; Labridae
Gene: commd9
Product: COMM domain containing 9
Source: RefSeq, a predicted model, not a curated record